Amoebophrya sp. A25 is the source of this 4556-nucleotide messenger RNA. The record is from the annotation of a GenBank genome assembly. Lineage: Eukaryota; Dinophyceae; Syndiniales; Amoebophryaceae.
GUCACGGGAGGCUGAUGCGCGCAUUCAUUGUGGCUUGGACGAGUUGAGCCCCAGACGACGAGCGGAGAUUCUCCAUGACCGUGAUCAGAUUGUUCACCCCGCGGAUCAUGUUGCGAGUGCACGCGGAGAAACAAGCGCGAGAUCGCGUCUUCAGUACCCUGGUCAUGGGCCCCGGCAAUGCAGUCGCAGUCGACUAGGUGCUGGAGAGCAGGAUGCCCAACUACAUCUACAGGAGGAACGGAGAUGCAGAAUGGCCGCUCUGCAUCCAGACGACGACCCGCGUUUUGAGCAAAGCGGUGCGGGACGGCACGGCAUCAGUAGGAUUCCAUCACCGAUGCAACUUGCCGAAGUUAAGGAAGACGCACAAAUGCGUUAUCGCAGAGAGAUCCAAAUCUCACGAGAACGAGAAGGGAUGCAGCGACUUCAGGAGGAACGGGAAGAAAUGCAUCGAUCGCACGAGGUGGAUGAGCAUGAGCGUAAUGUAAGGGAGCUUGAACGGCUCGAACUAGAAACACAACGCGUGAUGGAGCGCCUUCGCGCAGGCCGCCUUGCAGCCGCACACGGCGAAGUUUAUGGAAAUUUCUCUUUGUAGCUUCUCAGCAAAAUUAUUAUAUUUAUAAAUAUGUACCAGGGGCAGGGAGGGAGGCCCCCCCCCCUGUGGCUAGAUCUGUGGUGGACCACGCCAGAGGGGUCCAGCCUGGCCACCUUUGCCCGGUCUGUAGGGUUGGCCACAUGCAGCACGCCAAGGGGGUGGGUCCCGCCUUGCCUCCUCUGUCAGCUCUGUCGGGUACCGCAACACGCCAGAGGGCGCCAGCCUGGCCAUCUUUGCCAGGUCUGUAGGGUGCAUGCAAGAAGCGGGAAGGGGUCAGAAGUGCCCACCUCUGACCCCUUUCUGCCUGGCAGCCCCUCGAAAAGAGGGGCCGGGGCUGGCAGGCCCCCCACCCCCCCUCAAAAAGUUAGAUCGGGGGGGGGCCUCCAGCCCUGAGCCCUGGAACAUAUCUACAUAGAGCUAAAUCAUCUUCAACUAAGUACCAUGAAUAUCAUGGUUUUCAGAAGUCCCACAAGAAGGAAGAAAUUAUACGAGCGAAGUGGCAAGAACCUAUAUGUAUAUAUAUUAUAUUUAUAAGAUAUUCACUGGAUUUCGUGGUAACUUCUAGCAAUAGUAAUUGAGUAUUGUUCCUGGAUGUGCUGGCAUCACUCAAUCGCAAUUUUGAUUCAUCCUGUGAUGAUGUAUCAUGUUUUUUUGGUUGUUAUUUUCUCUAAUCACGGGUGCGCGAUGAAGACCCGGCUGUCGACCGCAACAUGGACUCCAGGUCAAUGCGAGAGAGCGAGCAACUACCGAGAAGCGAGCAGUACGAAGAAGGGAGUGUCACAGGCUCUGUCCGUACGAGACGGGGCGCUGCGAUGAUCGAAAACGGGGAGUUCCAUCGUGGUCAAGAUAGCAGGACUGUCAUCGUUGACAAUGCGUCGCGUCAUUUAUCGCCUUUGCAACGGCGAGGGCAGGAGACCUUGAUUCAACAUCUUGGUGAGGUUAAUCAUCGAUUCGUCGAACGCCAACAGCGAUACCAGCAGCAGCGAUCGCAUCAUAGCUCUUUCAGUGAUGUGGAGCCCGAUCACGAAUUGUCGCAAUCGCCCCGCCGGAGGCAUCUCAAGAUGGAUGAUGAUGCAUUGCGCGAGGCUUUCCUGUCAGGUAGAAUCACGAGAGAGGAGGCCAUCGCGGAGUUGCGAAGACGGGAACUGCAGCGAGAACGAGAUGAGAUAUUGAUGAGAGAGGAGCGGGCUCGUCCUAUGGGGCGCCAAGACGGUCGCGGGCGAGAGUAUGCCUCUCGAUCUCACCCAUUUGAGAAUGAUCGUCAACAUGCUUUCGAACAUGAAGGCCAAAGGGUCCAGCAACUUCGAACUGAACAACAUAAUGUUAAUCGGCGUGAGCAGCUUCAGCUUCGAGAAGGCGAUCUAUCUUCACGCAUGAGAGGCGCCGAUGGGAUGCCCGCUGAGAACGAAGCUCGCUUACGCCCACACCAUCAGCAGCCAGAUGAAGAACGAGUACGAGGGGAGCAUCAACAGGUGCUGCAGCAUCGGCGUGAAGAUGAAAGAGGUCAAGUCUGUUUGGUUCCGGAAGAACGAACGAUCAUGAGAGCUCAGCAGCAUCAAGAACUCCCGGACCACACGCAGCAUCGACACGCCGAACACCUGCAGGAUCGUCAGGCCGAGCACAUGCAGCAUCGACACGCCGAACACAUGCAGGAUCGACAGGCCGAGCACAUGCAGCAUCGACAGUCCGAGCUCACGCAUCAUCGACACGCCGAACACGUGCAGGAUCGACACGCCGAGCACAUGCAGCAUCGACACGCCGAACACAUGCAGGAUCGACAGGCCGAGCACAUGCAGCAUCGACAGUCCGAGCUCACGCAGCAUCGACACGCCGAACACGUGCAGGAUCGACAGCCCGAGCACAUGCAGCAUCGACACGCCGAACACAUGCAGGAUCGACAGGCCGAGCACAUGCAGCAUCGACAGUCCGAGCACACGCAGCAACAACAGGCCGAACACAUGCAGCAACGAGAGGCCGAACACAUGCAGCAUAGAGAACUUCCGGUACAUGCAGCAAGGCAGCACCACGGUCCCCGAGAGCACGCUUUUGAGGACCCCGGAGUCGAAGAUUUCCACCUAGAACGCAGGAGAGAACACCAGAUUGCCCAAGUAGAAGGCGGGAGAGAACACAUUAUCCACGUUGAAGAUCCACGCAGUAGAGAACAUCAUGCUAAAGAGAAAGUAGUUUUGGAGCAGGAACAGCAGCGUGAAAGCGAAAGGAGUCUCGAUGAGCUGCGUUAUAGACAGGAGCUUCAGGCAUUGAGGAAGAGAGAGAACGAAGCGAGAGCAGAACCGGAACGGAGAUAUGUUGGGAUAGGAGAGCCACAUAGACGCGCCGAAGGACGAACUGAGGCAGCAGGACGCCACCACAUGCGUGACCACAAUGUUGAUGAACCACAUAAUGCUAGCACGGAUAGCGAAGGGCGAAGGGCUCGCAUUUUGGAGGAAGUGGAAGAAAGUAGAAGGGUAGAUCCAGACUUUAUCAACGCACAUCAGGGGUCCGGGUCGCGGGGGGACACUUUUGGUUCUUGUUCGUCCGCGUCGCGUGGUCAUGGCGAUUUUACUUCGAAGACGCAACAGCAGGAGCUCAGACUCGAUGGCCGAUACGUCCACACGCGCGAAGCCGAAGUUACAGGAAGGGGAAGAAACUUAAGUGAACAGCAUGACGCUGCGGAGGCAAAGAGUGCUGUUGCCGUCGAGCACGGUGAACGACAUCAAGAUCAACAUUUUGUAGGAGGUCCUCGUAUUGAAGAAAGCUACAACCAUACAACACACACACAUUCUUCAUCACAGCAAAUAUCCUCACGUCCACGUGGAGAAGAUGGUGCUGCAGGUGGAGACGGUCGACGCCAAAAUGUGCAACAGUCGAAGGUUCCCGAGAAACGACAUAAGCAGGAUGACGAAACAAGCGUUGUUGAUGUUGGAGCGCCUCCUUUUAGUAAUGUAAACUCUACAAUUACAGCAGGGCGAACUAGUGGUCGUGGUGGUAGAGAUAUCUCAGUAUCUGGUCCUAGUGCAGCUGUUAUCGAUCGCGAGCAGUCAACGCAAGACAAGAAUCCUAGUCCGGUGGGCCAUGUUGGACCUCCCGUGUUGCCGCGUCGAAAACAUAAUCAAGUGGACCACCACAUCAAUGCGUCACAAAUUGUUUGUGAGGCAGGGCAAGCAGACAUUUCUUCGCUAACGUCACCCAGCACUAUCCCACCGCUUUGCAGUCAGAAAAAGGAUGAACAUAUUUUACGGCGACACUCUAAUUUUUCUAGUUUUUUCUUUUUUUACAAAAUUUAAUUUGAUUGUCAAUGUUAUGCUGAGGAAUGAAAGUUCCUGGCUUACUUUCUCAUAUUGUUUCAACGCGUACUAGCUAGUUCAAAGAAGGGGAUUUCUAGACGAGCUGAAAAGUUCGAUGGGAUCUCAGGUUGAUUAUGCCAAUAAAUCCUUAGUCCGGUGCGUGCGAUCACCUCUAAUCAGCGCCAUAUUCGACCCCGCGGAUCCACCCCGUGUAGACGCUUUACCCCUGGAGCAACAGCAUAUAAUUCUUGAGGCUUCAACCUCGGGAUCAUCGACGGCCGCGUGCACUGAUCCGCAGGUAGCUCGGGAAGUUAAUAUUAUCGGAAAUGAUCAUGGUGUUGGUGGUCGUGGUGGUGGAGACACAAGAAAAAACGCUUUGCGCGAUCUCUCGACAUUGAGGCAACGCUUCGGACAUUUUUUGAAACCUUGAUCUUCUUGAAAAUUCUUAAUGGUCAAAAAUAUCCAUGACCAUGCUCUUGGUCUUGGUUCUCUCUUUAAUCUACACCCCAACGUUUUACGCUAAUCCCCACCGACAUCGUCUUGACAUGUUGUCUGAAAUGAUCAUGAUCUUUUUCAUUUGUACUAGAAACUAGACUUUUGGGGCUUCGCUCGAGGUUUCUGCUAUCUUUCUAGACGUUAAAAAAGGCUUGAGGUAUGAAAAAUAGAAAAAACUACUCAGC